AUGCCUCGCGGCGAUGAUUUGCGCCGCCUAACAACUGUGGUGUUGCGCCAUGGGCUUCCGCGCACUGAGCUCACCGCGCAAAGCGCGCAAAUCGCGCAAAGCCCGCUCCGCCUUCCCCGCCACGGGCUUCCGCGGUCUAGCCUCUGCCCCGCGCCGAUCUCCCCCCCUCUAGCCGAACCGCCCGUAGCCUCCGGCCAAAUCCCCGCACCGGCGCACCCGCCGUCGCGCAUUUUUCCUGCCGCGUCGCGUUUCCUUUCAUGCCGAUACGCAUCCACCUCCGUCCAUUCGACCUUCUCCGCUGCUACCGCCGCUUCUCCCGCCGCACUAGCCGCCGGAUCUGCCGCCGCGACCAAACCCAUUGAAUCACACUUGUUACCUCUACUCAUCCCCCUUUCCCCCUUCCCUCCACCCGGGUCCGCCCGUUAUAAUCACAUUUUUUCUGGUGUGCCUGUGCAGACGGGGCGAACAGCAACAGUGUGGGGGAUAUUUCACCAGGAGGGGGUUCCAGUGGCAGCGGAGGCGCGCAUAGGAGGGGCGAAUAAGCCGUGCUGGAAGGCAGUGAGAGAGAGCGAGGGGGAGGGUGGUGGUGAUGAUGGGGAGGAGGAAGCGGAGGGAAACCCUGCUAGGGACGCUCCUACUGUCCACGCUUCCGUCUGA
Messenger RNA from Closterium sp. NIES-65, 657 nucleotides. NCBI's taxonomy places the organism in Eukaryota, Viridiplantae, Streptophyta, Zygnematophyceae, Desmidiales, Closteriaceae. The record is from the annotation of a GenBank genome assembly.